Molecule: messenger RNA, 3336 nt
Organism: Monopterus albus (swamp eel)
Lineage: Eukaryota; Metazoa; Chordata; Actinopteri; Synbranchiformes; Synbranchidae
Product: zyxin-like
Exons: 7
Coding region: 10-1368 (452 amino acids)
Biological process (GO): integrin-mediated signaling pathway; transforming growth factor beta receptor signaling pathway
Cellular component (GO): cytoplasm; stress fiber; focal adhesion
Source: RefSeq, a predicted model, not a curated record
CCAACGGAGAUGCAGAUGAGCUUCAACCAGCAGCUUGACUCUCUAACUGAUUUGUUGUCUGAGAUGGAAACCAGGGGACCUUUCAACCCCAAGUUACCAAGCCAGUAUUCUUCUGCAUCAGCACCCAAGCCUUCAGCUCCUCCACCAACUGCUCCCAAACCAGCCCUCUCUUUUCUCCCACCUGCUGAGAUGGGAGACCGCCCUCCUCCUGCACCCUGGGCCGAAGAACUCAAAGCCAGAACAAACCGACAAGCAAAUCACAGCCCUGCAGCAAACGCUGCUGCCCAGCCAUUUGCUAAGGCCCCAGCUGUGGCGCCCAAGUCUGGUUUUGGAGGGAAAACUGCAACCUCAUCAGCUUCUCUGGCACAAAAACUGAGCCAGAAUUUGAAUCAGACAUCCACCCCAAUCAGUGGAGCACCAAAAACUUCUGCCCCCAGCUCUUCCCCUCUCCCUCCCGCAGCUCCUCCUCCACCAAACAACACGGCCAGUGCCCUGGCCUCUAAUCACAUUAAGAGUUCUCCUUUUCCUGGUCAGGUGAAUGCGAACCAAAACCCUCCUGCUGCUGUGCCUCCUGCUCAGCCUAAGUCGAUGGAACCUCCAGCCUCCUUUAGACCACCAACAAAAGCACCUCCUGCAUCAUCUCCCUCGUUCCCUGGGCCAGUUGCUGUCCCAGGUGGAGGCGUUCCUCUGAGCAUGAGAGAAGUGGAGGAGCUGGAGAGAAUGACCAAAGACUUCAUUAAAGACAUGGACACGCACGCACCUGUCAUCACCUCCCCUCCUACAGAGGUUUGUGGGAAGUGUGGAGAGGCUCUGUCCCGUAGUCAGCCAGCCGUGAGAGCCAUGGAUAAACUCUUCCACUCCAACUGCUUUUGUUGCAUGAGCUGCCAUCGCCCCCUGCAGGGCAUGCAGUUCUACGACAGGGAUGGCUCACCUCAGUGUGAGAGCUGCUAUAUUAGUUCCUUGGCAGUGUGUUCCCGAUGUGGGGACAGGAUCACAGACCGUGUGUUGAAGGCAGUGGGCCAGUGUUUCCAUGCCCACUGUUUCCGCUGCAGCACAUGCUCCUGCACACUUGAGGGGGCGCCCUUCAUCACUGAUGACAACAACAACCCUUACUGUGUCCAGGAUUACCACAGGCGUUUCUCCCCUCUGUGUGUGAGCUGUAAUGAGCCCAUCGUUCCAGCACCAGGCAGCGAAGAGACAGUCAGAGUGGUGGCUCUCGACAAGAACUUCCACCUCAAGUGUUACCGCUGUGAGGAUUGCGCUCGCCCUCUUUCCAUAGAAGCGGAUGAAAAUGGCUGCUAUCCAUUGGACGGUAGGAUCCUGUGUAUGAAGUGCCACACCAAGCGAGCCAAGCAAGCUGCACAGUAAUUGGUUAAUGCAGCAUCACUCAGUUUAUCUAUGAACCAAAUCCAAAAGCACAGGAGUCAUUUAGCUGCUGUUUAUAGCAGGGCUAUAUUCAGUAUAUGGGUGUGCAGAUGCGAGUGCGAAUGUGCCGGAUGAAAAUGUUUGCAUGCAGAUACAGUGUAGUAUAUCUCUGCUCACCUCAAUGCAGAAGUAAUGUACUGCAUUGACAUAGUGUCCCCUGAUCUUUUUUUCCCCAAGCGCUCACAUCUCCCAUGUAGGUCUUCUUUGUGUGCAGGAACAUGUUUUUUGUGCCAAUUUUAUGUUUACGCAAAAAUGCCAGCAUAACUUGCACAAGAACAGUUUGAUCAAAAAAAGUAGUCUGAACAUAAUGUUUUGUUUGUUUGUUUGUUUGUUUUAAAUCUUGCCUCAGUAUUUUUACCGUGCACCAUGUACUGAAAUAUUUCCAUCUGAAGACUUUCGCUGGCUGGCCUCUUUUUCUAUUAGUACUGUAACCAUAUCAAUGUUACUGAGAUAGACAGAUAUCUACCACAGGAAAAUGAGUAUCCAGAUCCUCCCGCUGGACCAUUCCACAGAUUUCACCACUCUGAUUGGCCGUUGAGAGAACAUGUCUUUAUCACUUUGACAGUUCUUGUGCCAGGAAGCAUUAGUUAAUGAUGCUCUCCUGCCUAGAAAGUGCUUUAUGUCAGCCACUCUACUCUAGUAGCAUUUCAGUCAUCCAGGGCUAAAUGUUUGCUGCAAAAUAAAGAUAAGUGAAUGUUGCUUGUAUUUUGUGCUGUGAAUCUGAUCAUUUACAGGCAUGAAUUUAAUUGUCUUGGAACAAAAAUCUGCCACUUAUCAAAAGUAGCUCAGUGUUUAUUAAACUGUUAAGUAUUUUUAGAUGCAUGCUUUUUGAAUGCACAAAUUAUGAACAAAUGCAAGCACAGGUUUGCCAAGGAUAGAUUCCAUUCCAGCGAUAAUUGAAAACAGUGUAGGUAAAAAUGUCAGCUGCAUUCCUGGAAACGGGACCUGUUGUGUGAUCAUUGCACAGUUUCAUAGUAGAAAUAUCCUUUUAGUUUCACUUUGACAUAAUACAUUUUAAGUAGCACCUAGAAACACAAUAGUAUAGCUUUGGAUAUGCAUUUCCUUGGAAUCACUUGCUUUAAAUAUAUUAAUUUAUGGACCUUUUGAGCAUUGAUGUUACAUGUAUACCAGUGCUAAAUUAACCUCUCCUUGCAGCAGGAUAAUAGAUUAGUAGAGACAGUAGCUCUUAAGUCUCGUAGUAGAUGAUAAAACAUGGUGACCAAAUAUUUCAAAGCUUUUGGCAAGAUUGAGGUUAGUGAAAGGGUUGUAUGCGAUUCAAUAUUUUGACAUUCAUGUAUUUUUGAUGUAUCUUUACCAUAAACACCACUAUUCUUUCUAUUAUUCAUCUGUUCUUCAGUCUUUUCAUGACAGUUAUGUGCUAUUUUAUUCUUAUGUUACUGUAAUGUAUUUAACUGAUAAAUUGUUACAUUUAACCUGGCAAUGUGCCUUUUUUUGCUUUUGUUUCAUUGUUCUUUUGGAUGUGAGCCUGAUUUGCAGCCACAGAAAUUCAGUCCUCAAUAAGAAAAAAGUAGUUUCUUGUGCUUGGUGCAGCGUUACACCAGAAUCACUAACAUGGCAAUGGUGAUUCAGUAUUGCAUGCUAGCUGUGUAGGUGGUGGUGGGAUUUUCUUGUAGUAUUAUGUAUGUCUUUUGUUUGCACCAACAACUCCACCAUUGUGGUCCUGCCUUUGUCACCACCAUGUGAUUAUAUGUAUGAUGAUGCCUUCACAGUUUAUCUAGUGUUUUGUUGUGUUAUGUCUGUUGUAUUAUAUGCGGAGGCCUUGUCUUUUCAUAUGUUUUUUAUAAAUUCCUGUUUGAGAUAUGUGAAUGUCUUUAUGUUUAAAAUCCUUAUUUAGCCCAAACCCUCCUUGUGUGGCUGUAUCAAAAGAUAAAUAAAGUGCUAACAAUCAAG